GGGAGCACUCAGAAGAAGAAAAAUGACAGCCGCGCUUGUCUCUUGCAUUGUAAACAGCGCCGUGUAAUUCCCUGUGAGACCAGGACACAGUGAAUCGAAAACAAAGCUGCAUGUUCUUCUUGGAAUGAUAGCCAUCGCGUUUGCUCUGGCGCUGGCAGCCAUCGCGUUGGCCGUGAUGCUGAAGAAGGAAAGAAAACCAGAGGGCGACACAGUCUGCGAUACUGAAGACUGUCAGUACAUGCGUUGGCUCAUUGACGUCUCAGUGGACACAAGCAAAGACCCUUGCGCAAACUUCUACCUCUUUACUUGUAGCGGGGCAUUCAAGGAAUUGUCUGCGCUGUACGAUCGCUUGAAAUCAAGCAACUUGGCUAUCAUACAGCAUAAUACCACAUCCAAUAUUCUGGAAAGCCUGAAAAAAGUCAGCAUCCCGACAACAGGACAAACAGCAUACCAGAAAUCGGCUGCAUAUUUUCGGCAUUGUGCAGAGUAUCAUAACGCAACGGCCCUCAGCUCUAUCAAAGCGUUUUUAACUCAGCACGGCAUGGAUGCUACAAAGACCAUGAAUUUCGACAUCCUCGGCCUCACGUUGAAAUUCAUUUUUGUCUUCAGAAUUCCUUUAAUAUUUGGAAUGGGACUAUCACUGAGUCCUCUUCCAGCUUCGGGAUUUGUUAGAACCAAGCCCGGAAUCGUUAUGUUAUUACGAGGAAGCUUCGUCGACUCCAUGCACGAAUAUAAGCAAGAGAGCAAGGAGCAACGUGAGAAACGUGUCAGCACGGUUUUAUCGGCGAUAUUUCCUGGAGAAGUCUCGUCAGCAUUGGUGAAUAGCAUUAUGCAAGCGGAAGACAACACUGCCAGUGAAUAUGGCCACCACUUCGAUUUCAAACGCACGGGAAUGGAUGAAGCCAAGGCAACGUUCGAUUUUGUCUUCCCGUUAUCCAAAUUAGGUCUCGAAAACAACGACACCGCCUUGGCGUCCAGGUGGCAUGAAACCCUGAGGGACAUGACGGGCUCAAGGCUUCCCCGGGACAAGGAAGUCGCCACGACGAAAGAACACGUUUCUUUUUUCUACGGCUUGUUCGGAAAAGCUGCAGUUAUUUCAGAGGGCGAUACCAGAUUGUACUUUGCCUGGAGAACUGCGUUUUACCUUUAUACAACGGCACUGUUCGAUCCCGAGGGUAGCUACGAGAAAGCGUGUCUGAAGAAUGUUCUUCAAACUUUUCCGAACGCAGCAUCAUCUGAAGUUCUGUUCAGCGUCGUCAAUGCUUCUAGGAUUAACUUCGUCGAAGAAAUGGCCGACGUCAUAACUGAAGAAGUUAAGGAGUCGCUCAAGACCUCCCAGUGGAUCGACGACAUAACCCGUCAAAAAGCACUGCAGAAGAUUUCUAGUGUGGAGAAACUAAUCGGCUACGUUCCAGGGUUCAACACUCCAGCAAACAUCGACGCGUUCUUCAGGGACCUUGCGGACCUAAGCGGCCCUUAUACUAUGGAUUACAUCAAUGUCUUGAAAUUCGAGACGAAACUUUACUGGGACGCUGUGCUGGCUGACUCGCAAUAUUUGGAUCGAAAACUUCGUCUGCCUCCAGUAUAUGCCGCUAGCGCUGUCAACGAGAUCACCAAAAUCACAAUCCCCGCAGGCGUUAUGCUCCCACCAGUCUUUGCAUAUGGUGCUCCUCCAGAAGUGAACUAUGGUUCGCUUGGGCGUGUCAUCACGAAUGUGGUCAUGGAAACGUUCGACGUGAUGGGCAUCUAUGGGGACGCUUACACUGUCGAUUCCCAAUGGUUUACGAAUAGAAGCAUUCAAGAGUACAAUAAGCGGAUUCAUUGCUACAACGAGAGCGUCGAGCAUGCUCCAAAGGCGAGACAGUACAAUCAGCAUUCCGCACAAGAGUAUCUGGCCGGUGUUCUGGGCUCUAACACGAUCGUGAGGGCGUACCAGAAAGCUUCGAAAAACUCCACUGCGUCCCUGGGAAACUUGAAAGGAUUCACGAAGGACCAGAUAUUCUACAUUUCCUUCUGUCUGGCGUGGUGCGGGCGUGGCGAACCAGACGCACCUCAUCCGCCGUUCGAUGAGAGAUGCAACGUGCCACUCAUGAACUCUGAGCACUUCAGUGAGACUUUCUCAUGUCAUAAGGAUUCGCCUAUGAACCCGUCAAAGAAAUGUUCUUUCUGGUAGACUUGUAGUGUAGAUUGUAUAAACCGAAUUUUAUUGUGCAGACCACCGCAUAUACAGAGCGUUGUGGUAAAGGCAUGCUGUCAACGCAGUAAAGAAGUAUAUAUAAAGAAGUAAUACGACGUUACACGUAGUCAGAGAAUGUGUGAUUUUGUCAUUUGAUGCACUUUUCGUGCAAUCGCGUUGAAUUGGAUUUCUAUGAAUCCCCUUGUGGACUGAACAGGCUUCAAGCAGCCAAAAACAACAAACAGCUAAAAAUCUAACUUCGAACUGGUUGGAAUCGGAUCAGCCAUUUUUGCGCUUCUUCAAAGAGAGAGGAAUUGCCCGAUGCGCUAGACCAGGAGAAUACGCCUGCCUGCUUCUAUCAGACAUCACUGCGAUCACUGUGUGAUCAGUGAUGUCUGAAGCAUGGGAAGUUGGGUUGAAGCCAUGUAGUUGGUUGACGUUAGGGAUUGUUCUUGUUAGCCGGGAUUCAACGAUACUAGCGUAAUAGGCAUAGGCUCAGAUAGAACUGUUCGUGUUCGUGAAAUUCUAGAGGUGUUCCACAUUAGUUUACAUGGCAACACGUGCAUAAGUGUACCAUCACUUUCCUUAACUCAUCUGGAAAGAGAUUUCUGUGCUUGUUAAGAUUACACAUGGAAAUGCAUUUUGUUAUCGCUCCAAGUGCUAUUACUGUGUUGCAGUACGUUGUUUGCCUUGUGUAUUGUAUAUAUUUGUCCCCUUCCAUUAAACUUCUGCUAG
This is a messenger RNA of Ornithodoros turicata, 2911 nucleotides long. Its product is annotated as endothelin-converting enzyme homolog. Gene Ontology annotation, biological process: protein processing. Gene Ontology annotation, cellular component: plasma membrane. The record is from RefSeq and is a predicted model, not a curated record. Bases 125 to 2173 code for a protein of 682 amino acids. The transcript has 2 exons. Lineage: Eukaryota; Metazoa; Arthropoda; Arachnida; Ixodida; Argasidae. Gene Ontology annotation, molecular function: metalloendopeptidase activity.